Messenger RNA from Lolium rigidum, 1472 nucleotides. RefSeq names its product pentatricopeptide repeat-containing protein At5g42450, mitochondrial. The record is from RefSeq and is a predicted model, not a curated record. The transcript has a single exon. Gene Ontology annotation, molecular function: RNA binding; protein binding. Gene Ontology annotation, biological process: RNA modification. Bases 25 to 1398 code for a protein of 457 amino acids. Lineage: Eukaryota; Viridiplantae; Streptophyta; Magnoliopsida; Poales; Poaceae.
ACCGCCCAUAAAGUGCUCGACCGAAUGCCGUACCGGGACGUCGUCGCGGCCACGGCCGCCAUCGGCGCGCUCGGCCGCCGCGGGCGGCACCGCGACGCCGUGGCCCUCUUCUCGCAGGUGCUCGCGGAUGGCGUCCCGCCUAACAACUUCACCUUCGGCACCAUCCUCCGCUCGGCCACCGCGCUGCGUGACCUGCGCGUCGGCGCGCAGCUCCACGCCUGCGUCGCCAAGUUCGGCCUCUGCUCCAACGUCUUCGUGGGCAGCGCUCUCGUCGACCACUACGCCAAGAUGGGCGCCAUGGGGGAAGCCCAGGGCGCGCUCGGGGACACCCAUGAGCCCAACGUCGUCUCCUACACCGGUCUCAUCAACGGGUUCCUGAAGAACGGGAUGUUCGAGGACGCUCUCGGGUUGUUCCGGUGCAUGCCGGAGAGGAAUGCGGUUUCCUGGAACGCGAUGAUCGGCGGGUGCAGCCAGGCAGGUCUCAACGAGGAGGCAGUCAGGCUGUUCCUGGAAAUGUGUCGGCAAGGCGUCAGGCCGACCGGGAGCACGUUUCCCUGCGUGCUCACUUCUGUUGCCAAUGCUGGUGCACUUGGCAUCGGUAGAAGCGUCCAUGCAUCGGCUAUCAAGCACUUUGGCACGCUUGACCUUUACAUCGGCAAUUCACUCGUCAGCUUCUAUGCCAGGUGCGCUAGCUUGGAGGAUAGUGUGCUGGUCUUCAGAAAGAUGGAGCAAAAGAACGUGGUCUCCUGGAACGCUUUGAUCUGCGGGUAUGCGCGGAAUGGGAGGGGGGAGGAAGCUUUGGGUGCCUACGAAAAGAUGAGAGCUAUGGGCAUGAAGGCAGAUAAUGUAACGUUGCUCGGUUUGCUGUUUGCUUGCAACCAUGCUGGUCUGGUUGACGAGGGUUACUCGUUGUUCAAGACUGCACAGGUGGAGCAACCGGACAUAUUGAAAGCUGACCAUUAUGCUUGUGUUGUUGAUCUACUCUCUCGGGCUAAACGAUUUGAUGACGCCAAGAGGUUUCUUGAGGACCUUCCUUUUGAGCCAGGCGUCGGGUUCUGGAAGGCAAUGAUAGGAGGGUGCCAGAUUCAUUGGAACAAGGACCUGGCCGAGAGCGUCGCGGAGCGUAUUCAAGCACUUGAUCCAAAGGACACUUCUUCAUACAUCCUUCUUUCUAAUGUUUAUUCUGCAGCUGGAAGCUGGCAGAGUGUGUCAAUGGUCAGGAGGCAGAUUAAGGAGAUGGGGCUGAAGAGGAUCACUGGCUGCAGCUGGAUUGAGCUCCAGGACAAGGCCCAUGUCUUCUUUAAUGGAGACCAUAGACAUCCUCGGAGUGAUGAAAUUUACAUGAUGCUUGAACUUUGCCUGAAUACCAAUGAAGAUGACGAACAUUGCCUUGUAUGACUGGAAAACUGUCCAAAGAACAGCUGAUGGAACAUUUUCCUAUCUUUGAUUACUGAUGCAGUGCUUAGAAGGCA